AUGAGCAGUUCCUGUGUGACACUGGCCGAGGUCCUGUGGGCAAAAGGAAGCCCUUUGGAGGAAGAAGAUAUAUGGGCACUCUUGUACCUAGCCACAGCGCAGCUUCUUGAGGACCUUCACAAAGACCCCACCAUCUGGGUGAUUUGCCCAUGGUCAGUGCUACUAUCUGCUGAAGGAAAUCUGUCUUUCCAAAACCAUGCAUCUCAGUCGGAAGCCGUUCCUUUCAGUGCACCCGAACUGCUCCACGGACCAAGUAAAAACAAGCACAUUGGACUAACAAAGAUGUUGGUGUAUUCCUUAGGAAUGACCUGCUACUGGUCAGCAGACUAUCAGGUUCCUCCAAACCAGUCCCUCCAGCUGAGUGACCAACUACACAGUCUCUUGCUGACACUAUGCGAAGAUCUGCCACAUAGAAGACUUUCGCCUGAAUCAAUUCUGGAAGCAUGUGAAGCACAUCAGAAGGAAUCCUACUCCUUACCAGCAAAUGUCUACAUAAAGAAAAUGGUCCAGCUUGUGCUUGGAAGUGUCAGUGAGGUAGAACGGGCAGUCACUGAAGACAGCACAGCCUCUCAGCUCAACAGAAGUCAUGUGAUAAGGAAAAGACUGCAUGAAAAAACAUUGGACACCUCAGCGUUGUCCUCCCGGAUGAAUUUUCACGGAGGCUUAGUCCCACAGACACACAGGUCAUGGGAUCCCACCCUCAGCGGGUCAAGGACACAAAGUAGCUACAAACUCUUCAUAAACAGGUCUGUCAGUGCUGUAGAAGAAAUCCCCAAUGCAGCUCAGAAGACCAGCAAACACAACCUGCUCAGUUUGGGCUCCACCUUUUCUGUGUCUACAAAGGACUACACAGCAGCAGCCGCUGCAUCACAAAAAUGUUUGUUCCAAAGGAAGGAGAAGUUUUCAGGUCCAGAAUUUAUUAUCUUAUCUAGUGAACCACCAGUGACCUUACAGCUACCUGGAUCAAUUGUGACUAAAAAAGGGAAAUCCUAUUUGUCCCAAAGGGAUCUCAACGUCAUUCUGCUCAACGGGCAGUGCCUUGAAGUAAAAUGUGACAUCAAGUCUAAGGCAAGAGACGUUUUCAACACGGUGGUGGCGUAUGCAAACUUAGUGGAACAUUUCUACUUUGGCUUGGCUUAUCUAAAAGGUAAAGAGUUUUUCUUUUUGGACGAUGAGACCAAACUCUACAAAGUGGCUCCAGAAGGCUGGAAUGACCAACCCAAGAAGAAAACCUCCAUCAUUAAUUUCACCCUCUUUCUGAGAAUAAAAUUCUUUGUCAACCACUUUAAUGUUAUCCAGCACAGCUUGACAAGGCAUCAGUUUUACCUGCAACUUCGUAAAGAUAUUUUGGAAGAGCGAUUAUACUGUAAUGAUGAGACUGCCCUGAAACUUGGUGCUUUGGCUUUACAGGCAGAGCUCGGCAACUAUGUUUCUGAGAUGCAUGGAAAGAGCUAUUUUCGUGUUGAGGACUAUGUUCCAACAAGCCGAAUAGAGAAAAUGACCCUGGCAAAUGUACAGCGAGAGCUGGCUAAGCUGCAUCGCAUGAACCGUUCCCUCUUCGAGGAUGAAGCCGAACUAGAAUUUUUAAAGGUGACCCAACAGCUUCCUGAAUAUGGAGUGCUAUUCUAUCGAGUGUCCCAAGAGAAGAAAACAGCAGGAGGGGACAUCAUCCUGGGAAUCUGUGCCAAAGGCAUCAUUGUAUAUGAGGUCAAAAACCACACAAGAAUUGCCAGUUUAAGAUUCCAGUGGCGGGAAACAGAGAGAAUUUCAGCUCAUAGGAAAAAAUUCAUGAUUGAAAGCAGCUUCAGUGGCAAGAAGCAUACGUUCAUUACGGACACGGCCAAGACUUGUAAAUAUUUACUGGACCUCUGUUCUGCCCAACACAAAUUCAACGCACAGAUGAAUUCUAGGCAACUUCGGCAAGCUUCAUCAG
Molecule: messenger RNA, 1933 nt
Organism: Tinamus guttatus (white-throated tinamou)
Lineage: Eukaryota; Metazoa; Chordata; Aves; Tinamiformes; Tinamidae
Source: RefSeq, a predicted model, not a curated record